AUGAGGGCAUUCCUACUUACUCUUUUCGCCAUCGGCGGCACUGCUCUCGCUGGGUCGCCAGCGUGCAGUCCAGAGAAAGCGUUGGUACGGAAAGAAUGGAGAGAGCUAGAGUAUGCUGAGCGCAAGGACUAUAUCGAUGCGAUUUGGUGCCUACGCGAUCGCCCUGCCAUCCUACCCAAUGCGGAAUUCCCGGGGGUCUUUGACCGGUGGGAUGAUUUUGUUGCGACUCAUAUCAACUACACGAACAAAAUCCAUUUCAAUGGGAUCCUCCUUCCGUGGCACCGCCAGUUCCUCUUCCUCUGGGAAAGGACCCUGCGCGAGGAAUGUGGAUACAAAGGCAGUGUACCGUACUGGAACUGGGCCCUCGACACAGAAAACAUGUUCGAGAGCCCCCUGUUCGACGACAGCGAGACUUCCCUCUCAGGCAAUGGAGAGUACGAUCCCAACGAGCCGAUUCCCUGUUCCCCGGGAAAGAUAUGCCUCCCCCGAGGAACGGGCGGUGGAUGUGUGCAGGGAGGACCGUUCAAGGACUUCGUCGUCCACAUGGGGCCCAUCAGUCCCACGUUCGUUCAAUCGUACGGACCCAUUCCCGACAAUGCGUACGACUACAAUCCGCAUUGUCUGACGCGAAGCUUGAGCCCCACGGUCCUGCAGAUGCUGAACAACCAGACUGCCGUGGAGCUAAUGCAAGAGGCAACCAGCAUUCAAGAGUGGCUCGAAGUCAUGUCCCCGAGUGAAGCUGAUCGGCCGGGCUCGCACAGCGGCGGCCACCGCGGCAUCGGAGGUGCCAUGGGUGAUUUCUUCGCGUCGCCUCAGGAUCCCGCCUUCAUGUUGCACCAUGCCUUUAUUGACCGGCUGUGGGCGCAAUGGCAGGAUCAGGACCCCGUCAAUCGCCGCAACGCGCUCAACGGCACCACCGUUAUCUACGAUCCGCCGGAUGCCCCGUUGGUGACGCUUGAUACUCUGGUUGAGUUCGGGCAGCUGAGUCCUGCACGGGCGGUGGAGAAGAUGAUGGACCCGAUGGAGAAUGGCUAUUGCUAUACAUACACUUGA
Molecule: messenger RNA, 1053 nt
Organism: Aspergillus bombycis
Lineage: Eukaryota; Fungi; Ascomycota; Eurotiomycetes; Eurotiales; Aspergillaceae
Product: tyrosinase family protein
Exons: 4
Coding region: 1-1053 (350 amino acids)
Molecular function (GO): oxidoreductase activity
Source: RefSeq, a predicted model, not a curated record